CAAGUAGGCUUGGUUCCAACUAACCUAAAAUGUUUUUCUCACCAAUUAACUUUAUAUCGAACUAAGAUCUCGUAAGCACUAGAGCUCCAAUGUCAUUGUAUCUGAAUAAUAGCUCAGUCUCUUUAAAUGACAAGAACCUGUAACUUUUUCUCAUUUCAUUACAUCUAAUUUCCGAAUAAUUUAAAUUAUCUACAUACAAGUAUACUUAUAUAUAGCUUAACAAAUAUCAGGAAUAUCUUAUUCUAGAACUGUUCGGAUAUUUUCAUUUUGAAUAUUGUUGAAAAGUGAGUCUUAUUAUAAUGAAGAAUACGAUAUAAAACUUUUAUCUGUAUCUAUUGCUUUUACUUCCUAGAUUGAUAGCUCUUAUGAGCCACCGUACCUUAUCUGAAUUUUAUUUUUAGAACUGGGCCACAAGUUGAAAUUAUAUUUGUCAUUUUUCAGCUCUUUUUUUUUUUUUCAGUAGAAAAGUCUAAUCAAGAGGUAAUUGUCAAGUUUCAACAUCCAUAACUUUUCUCAACAAUACAUUAAGAUUGGAAAAAGCUGCUUCAUGUGUUAUGAACAAUUAAACUUUCAGAUAACACAUUAUUAGGACUUGACGUUUCUUUCACUUUGUCGUCUGUUAAUGAUAUUAGAUGGAAAAUGGGUAUUCAAAGAGAGCUAGUACAAGUAAUGUUCACAUUAACGGUGUUCUUGUCACGUCCUUCUUGGUUUGGAUGCUAAACCAACUUCAAAUUCAACAGUUACUUUGCCACUGUCUACAGAAAAAUGUAAGUUACUGGUGGGCUUGUUGUUCUAGAGAUUUGUAAGUUUUGCUUUGCUCAUUGAAUAUAUAAUAUACUUUCAUGCUCACCUCCUUAAAAUUAACCACAAAUAUGUAUUUUGAGUAAUAAUGAUUGAUUAAAUGGUGUUUAUUUUAAGUUCAAAAUUAUCAAUAUCCAGUGUUGUAUAAGAUAAGUUUUAUUUAAAAAUAUUGAAACAUCUAUAUUUAAUCUACUCAAACUACAGAUUGUUCUACAUAUGAUGGUUCUUGUGAUAACUGCAUCGAAGCUGGUUCAAAGUGCUACUAUUGUUACAAGAACAAAAAAUGUUCUUUCUAUCCCUUUGAACAUAUCGUGUAUAGAUAUGAUGAGUGUGGAUCACUUGGAGAUAUGGCCUGGGGUACCUGCUAUGUCAAUUUUGAAGCCCUGCUCAUCACCAUUAGUAUAAUAGGAGUAAUGAUUCUUAUGGCUCUGACCAUCUUUUGCUGUUGGUGUUGCCGCUCUUAUCAUAAACGAAAAAUAGAAAAGUACCAAAGGGAAGUCACGAAGUUUGACAGGGAACAGGAAAAUCUGAAAUUAAGAGCAGCAGAAAGGAAACAACAUAGACAGGCAAAAGUAGAUGGAAUACGUGAUAAGUAUGGGCUUCGAGUGGAAAACCCAUUCUACAAAAGGCUUGACUGAGUAUUUGCUGCAAAUAAACAUCAGACCUUAAAAAAAAAGAUGUUAGUGAACUGAAAACCAUUAUUUAUGAAAUCAGACAUUAAUUAUUUAAAUCACUUGUUCAAAGUUUGUAUUAUUCACAAAAUUAUUGUUUUAUUUCUUAUAAGCCUAAAAAUUUAUUUUUGUUCUACACCAUGUAUAUCCACUAGUUAAUUAAAUCUAGCAGAGACAUUGUAAUAUACAAAAUUUAAAAGAUUUGCACCAUUAUAGCAUAGUUGAUAUUUAAUUUGUAGAUUAAAAAAAUCUUCCUCGUUAAUAUGUAACAUGUUGUCAGGUGUAUGUUUUAUUUAUUGCACUUUUUCUUAACAUAAA
Molecule: messenger RNA, 1790 nt
Organism: Limulus polyphemus (Atlantic horseshoe crab)
Lineage: Eukaryota; Metazoa; Arthropoda; Merostomata; Xiphosura; Limulidae
Product: pituitary tumor-transforming gene 1 protein-interacting protein-like
Exons: 6
Coding region: 1149-1439 (96 amino acids)
Biological process (GO): protein import into nucleus
Cellular component (GO): nucleus; cytoplasm
Source: RefSeq, a predicted model, not a curated record